Molecule: messenger RNA, 1638 nt
Organism: Knipowitschia caucasica
Lineage: Eukaryota; Metazoa; Chordata; Actinopteri; Gobiiformes; Gobiidae
Source: the annotation of a GenBank genome assembly
AUGCCAAAGGAAAAAUAUGAGCCUCCGGACCCGCGCAGGUGCUACUCCAUCAUGGCGGCUGAUGAGGUGGCCAGCGGCAAGAAGUCCCAGUGGGCGGAGCUGGAGAUCUCCGGUCGCGUGCGCAGCCUGAGCAGUUCUCUGUGGACGUUCACCCACCUUACGGCGCUCCACAUACAGGACAACAACCUGAGCCGCCUGCCUCCCGACAUCGCCCGCCUGCCCCACCUCGUCUACCUGAACCUGUCCUCAAACAAGCUGCGCAGUCUGCCCGCCGAGAUGGGCAACAUGGUCUCUCUCAGGGAAUUGCUUUUAAACAACAAUCUUUUACGGGUCCUGCCUUAUGAACUUGGGAGGCUUUUCCAGCUUCAAAUUCUUGGACUUAAAGGAAACCCUCUGUCCCAGGACAUUUUAAAUCUCUACCAGGAGCAGGAUGGCACCAGGAAGCUGCUCAACUACAUGCUGGACAACCUGGCAGUUCACCCAGAGCAGCUCCCACAAAGGCCUUGGAUUACGCUGAAAGAUCGCGACCAAAUCAACUCCACAGCGGUGUUCUCUGUCAUGAGCUAUAACGUCUUGUGUGAUAAAUAUGCUACGCGUCAGCUUUACGGCUACUGUCCAUCCUGGGCCCUGAGCUGGGAGUACAGGAAGAAGGGAAUCAUGGAGGAGAUCACCCACUGUGACGCAGACAUCAUCAGCCUGCAGGAGGUGGAGACAGAGCAGUACUACACAUUCUUCCUGGAGACUCUGAAGGAGCGUGGAUACGAUGGAUAUUUCUGCCCUAAGUCACGAGCCAAACUGGUGUCUGAGCAGGAGCGCAAACACGUGGAUGGUUGUGCAGUGUUCUUCAAGACCGACAAGUUCACGAUGGUACAGAAACAUACAGUGGAGUUUAACCAGGUUGCAAUGGCAAACUCUGAAGGCUCCGAGGUCAUGCUGAACCGGGUUAUGACCAAAGACAACAUUGGAGUAGCAGUGCUGCUGGAGGUCAAGAAGGAUGUUUUCUCUGCAGGCCUGAAGCCGUCAACGGAGCGGCAGUUGAUCCUGGUGGCCAACGCGCACAUGCACUGGGACCCCGAAUUCUCUGACGUCAAGCUCAUCCAGACCAUGAUGUUUCUGUCUGAAUUAAAGAGCAUCCGGGAGCGGGCCUCUGUGACUUCUGAGGCUGGCUCCCCCCCAGACCCCUCCGCCAUCCCCAUUGUGCUCUGUGCUGACCUCAACUCACUGCCCGACUCAGGUGUGGUGGAAUACCUGAGUGAUGGAGGAGUCGCCGAUAACCACAAAGACUUCAAAGAGCUGCGCUACAGUGAUUGUUUGACCAACUUCAACUGCAACGGCACUGGAGGCGACGGCAGCAUCACUCACAGCUUCCAGCUGAAGAGUGCCUACGAGAGCCUCAUGCCCUUCACCAACUAUACUUACGACUUCAAGGGGGUGAUUGACUACAUCUUCAUGUCGCGGCCGCUGCUCUCGGUGCUGGGACUGCUGGGCCCUCUGGACUCUCAGUGGCUUCUGGACAAUAACAUCAUGGGCUGCCCUCACCCACACAUCCCCUCUGACCACUUCUGCCUGAUGGCCCAGCUUGAACUACGGCGCCCCCUGCCUUCCUCCAGCCUCAACGGUAUCCACACGCACAGGUAG